GGGGAUUUUUUCCCCCCACUCUGCAGCAGCAAACAAAGAGGAAGAUGGAAAAGUCAUUGUGCAUGUUGGCUGCGGUGAUUUUUCUGGGAGGAUUUUUAGAUGCAGUCGGAGCGCUGACAGACGAUAAAACGACUGAGCCUUAUUCAUUAUUAAACAGCACAACUACAGCCGAGUCUGUCACUGUGAAGCCACAGGAUCACAGCACAGACCGACCGACUCCAACAACUGCACAGACAAAAUUAUCCACCACCGCUGGCAGAGACAAACAUCUAGACGCUAAAAGCAUCAGCCAAGACAGCGAAGAAGAAAAAGAUGACAGCAAGACAGAAGAUGAGAAAUCAGAACUGGACUGUCCUCCCCUCGGCCUGGAGUCCCUGCGGGUUGAUGACAGCCAGAUCCAAGCUUCUUCCUACCAGCGGAUGGGUCUGGGUCCUCACAGGGGGAGGCUGAAUAUCCAGUCUGGCAUUGAGGACGGGGAUCUGUAUGAUGGCGCCUGGUGUGCUGAGUAUGAGGACCGGCACCAGUGGCUUGAGGUGGACGCCAUCCACUUCACCCUGUUCACUGGAGUCAUCCUGCAGGGCCGAAACUCCAUCUGGAGUUGGGACUGGGUCCACACCUACAAAGUCCAGCUGAGUAACGACUCUGUGAACUGGGAAACCUGCAUGAAUGGGACAGAAGAAGCGAUCUUUGAAGGAAACCAAGGUCCAGAGACUCCGGUGCUCGGACUCCUCCCUGUUCCCACCGUUGCCCGUUUCAUCCGCAUCAACCCGCAGACCUGGUACCCCAACGGCACCAUCUGUCUCAGGGCUGAGAUACUCGGCUGUCGUGUUGAUGAUCCAAUGGACAUCUACUCUUCAGAGCAAGAACCAGGAUCAAAGGACGCUCUGGACUUCAGACACCACAACUACAAGGAGAUGAGAAAGCUCAUGAAGUCUGUGACCGAGGAGUGCCCGGACAUCACCCACAUCUACACCAUCGGGAAGAGCUACAUGGGCCUCAAAUUGUACGUCAUGGAGAUCUCAGAUAACCCCGGCAAACAUGAACUAGGUGAGCCGGAGUUUCGCUACGUGGCGGGGAUGCACGGGAACGAGGCUCUUGGCCGAGAGCUCGUCCUCAACCUCAUGCAGUACUUGUGCAGAGAAUACAAGAAAGGCAACCAACGCAUCGUUCGGCUGGUGACGGAGACGCGAAUCCACCUCCUGCCCUCUAUGAACCCCGAUGGAUACGAAGCAGCAUAUGAGAAGGGGUCAGAACUGGCCGGCUGGGCUGACGGACGAUACAGCUAUGAAGGAAUCGACCUGAAUCAUAACUUUCCAGACCUGAACAACAUCAUGUGGGACGCCCAAGAGACGGCAGCAGAUAAAUCUAAAGUCUCCAACCACUACAUCCCCAUCCCAGAGUACUACACUAAAGAAGACGCGAUGGUUGCACCAGAGACCCGUGCCGUCAUCAACUGGAUGCAGGAUAUUCCCUUCGUGCUCAGUGCGAACCUCCACGGGGGAGAACUGGUGGUCACGUAUCCCUUCGACUGCACCCGUGACUGGGCCCCCCAGGAGGACACCCCGACGGCGGACAAUGCUUUCUUCCGCUGGCUGGCCACAGUCUACGCCUCGACUAACCUGGUGAUGGCCAACCCCAACCGCCGCAUCUGCCACUAUGAAGACUUCCAGUCACACAACAACAUCAUCAACGGCGGAGCCUGGCACACCGUCCCUGGCAGUAUGAAUGACUUCAGUUACAUGCACACCAACUGCUUUGAGGUGACAGUGGAGUUGUCCUGUGAUAAGUUCCCUCAUGCCAGUGAGCUUCCCAUCGAGUGGGAGAACAACAAGGAGUCUCUGCUGGUUUACAUGGAGCAGGUCCACAGAGGCAUCAAGGGUGUAGUCAGGGACAAGCUGACCAAAAAAGGAAUAGCAGAUGCUAUGAUCAAGGUGGAGGACCACGACCAUGACAUCCGAUCAGCUGCUGACGGGGACUACUGGCGUCUGCUGAACCCAGGCGAGUAUAAGGUGGUGGUUUGGGCUGAGGGUUACUUCCCAUCCAUGCGUCGGUGCCAUGUUGGAAUGGAGCCACAUCCCACCAUCUGUGACUUCACCCUGACCAAAACACCCAUUCAGAGGCUGAAGGAGAUCCGGGCCAAAGGAGGGAAGAUCCCCCAGGAUCUUCAGCUGCGUCUUCGUGCUCUGAGGCUCCGCAAGCUUCGCGCGAGCACCAAGGCCAUCAAUCGCCGCAGGGAGAGUCAGCGGGAGCAGCUGUUGCAGGAGAGGAGAGCUCGGUCCACCGGAGCCCGGAGAGCAUGAGAGCAGACAGGACGAGGGGCUGAAGAAGCAUCAGAGAGGAGCUGGAUUAUAGAUUGAAGAAGCUCAGUUCAAAUGGUGAAAAUUGACCUCUGGGAAUAGUGACAUGUUCCUGCGAGUAAUUACUGAGAGGAAACUAUUUAAGGGUCAGUUCACCCAAUUUUUCUACAUAGCCCCAGUGAAAUCAAGACAUGCAGACAGUUUUAUGUGGGGAGGUUUUAAAAUAUCUUUCUCUGAGAUUUCUGCUUCCACCAAUGUGGCGAUCACAGCUUUAAUAUAUUAAAUUCAAAAAUUCAAAAGUGACGUAUUUGGGUGUGCUGACCCUUUAAGGCAGAUUAAACCAUGACAGUCACACAAACUCUUACAGACGUUGACAGGAUACCAACCAGGGUUUUUAUACAAAAACAAGGACACAAACUGAAUCACUUCUAAAAAAGUUCCAUAAACAAGUUAUGGAACUUUUUAAGAGGAUAAUGGACAUCUAUACAUUUACAGACAGGCAUUCAUUUUACUAGUUUUUUGUUUUGGAUAUUAACUGUUUUAUUCUACAUAAUAGCUGAUGAUGCUGUAAUGUUUGUUGCUUAUCUGUAAGACGACUGAGUUGAGGAUUUAACUGUCAGCUGGUCUGAUAUGUGACAUGUUUUUUCUAACAGUUUUUUUUUGUUUGACCAAAGUCCAACAGGACCAUAAAAUCUCAAAUAAAUAUUACUUAUUUGUGUCUAUA
This is a messenger RNA of Siniperca chuatsi (mandarin fish), 3021 nucleotides long. It is a transcript of the gene cpxm1a, whose product is annotated as carboxypeptidase X (M14 family), member 1a. The coding region runs from base 45 to 2300 and encodes 751 amino acids. Gene Ontology annotation, biological process: proteolysis. Lineage: Eukaryota; Metazoa; Chordata; Actinopteri; Centrarchiformes; Sinipercidae. The record is from RefSeq and is a predicted model, not a curated record. Gene Ontology annotation, molecular function: zinc ion binding; metallocarboxypeptidase activity. The transcript is spliced from 13 exons.